Molecule: messenger RNA, 4567 nt
Organism: Lineus longissimus
Lineage: Eukaryota; Metazoa; Nemertea; Pilidiophora; Heteronemertea; Lineidae
Product: leucine-rich repeats and immunoglobulin-like domains protein 1
Exons: 1
Coding region: 248-2191 (647 amino acids)
Cellular component (GO): plasma membrane
Molecular function (GO): protein binding
Source: RefSeq, a predicted model, not a curated record
GAUAACGCCGUUCUACAUGCAUGCAAGUCGUGACGAUAUUCGGAUUAUUUCUUUAGGUUAUAUUCCAAAACGACAUUGGACUUCCUCAUCCAGGCAUCGUAUCGCCCUUCGGACAUCAUAAGGCAUCCCGAACGUAAAAUCCUGUGGAUGAUUUCAUUCGGACCCUUGCAAUGAAAUGAUUUUGUUGUUAUUCUAGCUGCAGGAAAAGAGGCAAUUUGUCAUUUUUCACGUCAGUUUCCAAAUCGAGAUGGCUAGUUUACGGUCCACUUCUUUUUGGUCGUUAAUAUCGCUGCAGAUUAUACUAACAUCGUGUCAAAUUCUUUGCGUAAAUGCAACAAUCCUACAACACUAUUGCGCAUGCGUGGACGAACCUGGCGCGGGCCUGACCUUGACAUGUAGAGGGCUGAACCAAACUCUGCUGGCUUCCGUUAUUAGAGAUUUCCCUCGGAAUGUGACUGGGUUGACAAUCGUCUCAUCUAAUAUUGGGACACUAAGCACCAACACGUUCCAGUCCAACACCAGCUUUCAUUUUCUGGACACACUACAAAUAACCAACUCCAUACAAGUAAUCGAGGACGGGGCAUUUUCAGGACUGACGUCACUUCAGAAGCUAGUUAUACAUUUCAACCCUUUGUUGAAGAAUAUCAGCAUUCUGAAAGGCAUCGAAAACGUGCUGCAAAUUUAUAUCACGAACAACAGUAUCAUGUCAGUCCCAGCUGAGGCAUUCGGUAGCACUUCCCGCGUCUCAACUUUGUCACUUGCUGGGAAUAGGAUCGAAUCCCUGUCGUCCGGACUAUUUCAGACCCUUGGGUCGCUCCAGGAGUUAAUCCUUGACGACAAUAAUAUCACACACAUUCAAACAGGGACGUUCAAAGGUUUAAAAGUUUUAACAAAACUUAGCCUGAAUGGUAACGCGGGAUUAAAACUUACAGACGGCGAUUUCCGAUAUCUUUCAAACUUGAAAGAAUUGACCCUUAAUGGUAUCAAAGUAGGCGCGCCCCUCGUUCUUCCCAGAAAUAUUCUAAGCGGAUUACGUUCUCUGGCGACACUGGAACUACAAAAUAAUUCGCUUGAAACAUUCCCUUCAAAUAUUUUGCAGCCUGUCUUGCCCAACAUGGCAAGUAUUGAUGUCUCUCAAAACAAACUAGGUCUGAUAGACCCAAGUGCCUUCAAGGGUCUUGAAAAGUUGAAGAAACUCGACCUAUCUAAGAACAAUUUGAGCUUAAUUCCAAAAGAGACUUUCAAAUUUCUUCAAGGCUUACAAAAGCUGAGGCUGAAAUUCAACAACAUGACAUUCAUAAAAAACGACACCUUUACGGGACUGAACAGUCUGAUUACUCUGGAUAUGGGUAACAAUCACAUCAACGAAUUUGAAUACGACUGUUUUCACGGAUUGCAAACUGUGCAGAACCUGUAUCUAAACGAGAACGAGAUGACGCAAAUUAGGCCAGGAAUAUUCCGAAAUCUCCCCAAGUUGAUCUUACUCAUGUUGGACACAAAUAAAUUCCAGACCCUGUCGCCGGAAAUGUUCACGGGCCUCCUGCGCAUGACCGUUAAAUACGGUGUCCCCCAAGUGAGCUUUGGAGACAACUUCAUUGAGUGUAACUGCAGUAUGCGAGUUAUGAAGGAUUGGAUGUUACGCAAUGAGGCGCGUAUACAUCUUAUGGUAUCGUGUACUUAUCCCGAGAAAUUUCGUGAUCGAUACGUUGAGCAGAUAUCAGAUGACGAAUACGGCUGCUCUGCACCGAGUAUUGACGGCUGCUGCAAUAACACAGUGAAGUUGAAAGUGCACAGAAUGGCCAAGAUCACAUGCACGGCGUCCGGUAACCCUCGGCCCGAGAUAUCGUUCAGCGUGGUGUCCGGAAACCCUUUCCCAGAGAACAAGACGAUUUUCUCGCAAGAUGGCGUGGUGAUGAUUUUGAACGUCACGUGGGAUACAUCCGGGGUCUUCACAUGUGACGCAAGGAGCAUUAUGGGUAUUUCUACAUCUUAUUACCGGUUGGUGCCAGAAAAGAGUGGUAGUAGUCCCUUGGGUGUUUGGAUUGGUAUAGGAGUGGGUUGUUUUAUUUUACUGUUGAUAUGCAUUAUGAGUUUGACCUAUAUAUUGAACUCAAGAAAAUGUGGUUUGCCGAGUCGGAAGAGGACUGAUGACACUACACUCGUAGAAAAUGGAAACUAUUCCGGUUUUUAGACAUAACCCUUUGGUAACCGGCUGAGAGAGAGAAAAAAAACACGCGAGCUUGCGCAUCACCCUUACACGCGAUGGUCGACGAUUUUUUUCGUCUUCUCAAAGAUUUCCUUCGAGCUGAAACGUCAAGAAGACAAAACGGUUCUGACUUCCUGUUGCCUUCAGGCAAUGUUUACAUCGAGUUACACAGUGAAAACGGUAUACGGACACGUCGGUGAACAAUAGCUUUGAUACCGUGGAGCUCAUAUAAACCAGGCCUUACGUCCGUUUGAACGAGACGCUCACAUGGCUGUCCUAUCACAAUUACACAGUUGUAUUUACAUAGGAUCCACGUUGCAACUUGUCACGGUACAAGUCGCUGGUGGAAAAGAUAUGAGAGUCAAAAGAGAUAUCGUGAAUCGUAUGUAACCGGCUAUUUAGCAUAGUCUUGUUCAUUCUUAGAGUGACACGUCAGUAGUGACAAAGUGACUGUAUGUAAAUCGUACAUUCUGUUGGAACAAUGACUGCAUUGUAGGUAUAGUUUUAGCUAUUUGGACGAGAAAUGGUUUUUGAAGAUCCUUUUUUGCUAAUUCAUACUAUGGGUUCGCACAAAGCCAAGUUUACAACAUUAAGCAAACAGCCAUUCAUUCACGUUCGCUGUAGUUAGGUCAGGUUCGACCCAUGUCAAUACUUCUCAGUACAUGUAAUUAACAUGACUAAUUAUGACGCUUAAUUACCAGUAAUGAGCAUAAUACUGAGAACACUGCUGUACAUCAGACAAGUGAUCAUGAGAGCAUAAUUUUCUCAAUUUCCCAAUGGCAAAAUAUAAAUUACAAUUAAAAAUUAUGGUGCAUAUUGUUGAUGAGGGAUUAUAAAAAAGGUUUGCGUGCUAAAAACCUUACACUCUAUACAUCAACAACAUCUGAUAUAUAUUAUAUCAUUCAUGCAAGUAACAAUACUAAGAGACUGGUUACAGACAGAGACAAUGGAAAUAUACGGUUUGUUCAGAAAGUAGAGUAUGACUUCGAAUUAUAUUUGCGUAUGUGACAGCCAGGCCUCGUGUACUGUGUAUUGUUAUUCAUUGUAUGUGCAUUUUACGUGAUGUAUGUAAAUUGGUGCCAGGUGCGAAAUCAUUCUGGUGCACUCCGGAUCGUCUACUGUGUAUUAUUCAAUGUACAUCGUUCACGUUCUGAAGUCAGUUUAAGUUUUGUAUUCAAUGAGGAUUGAUUCAAAUAGAUAUUUCCUGCUUUUUUGAGAAACAUUUCUUUGGUGUGGUGUUGAAGUUACUGCGUGCCAUGCUGUUAUGGAUUCAAUCGAUUCGUUCGUGAUAUAACCCCUGUGAUAUAGAUUUCGCUAUAAAGAUUAUUCGGGUUUCUCAACCAAUGAGUACGCGCCAUUUCAAGUGACUCCACAGGAGCAGUUAGUGGCAGUAACAGCAGGCCCUACGGGUGCUGCCAAUACUCAGAAGGAUUCUGCCUUUGUUGCUACUCUUGGAGACUGCUUUCUCCGACAAAUACACUCUUGCUAACAUAUAUUUCGAGCAGGAUACGGACCUUAACGAGUGGUCAUGACGUCAUUAUAAAAAUGAGACCACAUCGACUCCAAACGAAGCAAUAAAAAUUUGAAAAGGACGCUACUUUGUAGAUUUGAGGAGAAAUAAUCAUGAAUAACAUUUUCACUGCAAUGAUAUUGGCAGCAUUCUGCAUUUUGUAUUCAUCAGCAGCGGACCAAAAAGCGUCGAUACGAAACUGUUGCCAAAAUCACAUCCGGGCGACAGAAGGGGAUGAGGUUCGCAUCGAAUGCAUAGCUAGCGGAACUCCCAAACCCGUCGUUUCGUACGCAGUACAAUCUGGCGACCCUCUUCCGAAAACGAAGACAUACUAUUCAUCAUCGAACAUGAUUGCGACGAUCUAUAAUGUCGAAAUCUCGAAUAACGGAGUCUUCAUUUGCUCUGCACAGAACAAACUAGGGUAUGCCUUAUCCGUUUACCGACUGACUGUCCGGCCGGCCCGGCCUUGGAGGGCAGCAUGGGUCACCGUCGGACUUGUCGUGCUGUUCGCCGCCCUGAUCAUUCUAACAGCGUGCGUUUGUGGCUCAAAAGCGGACUGCUUCAAAUCAUUCAAACUUGGUAUGAUUCCACCUAUAAACUUUCAUAUUUAAGUGGUAUUUUCUCGCCAACUGGAUGUGAAUUCUUCCCGGCAAAGUGCAACUUAAAAUACACGGUAAAGUCUAUGUAAGAGAGUCGUCGUUAGGGUACUCGGGACGAGGACGCUGCGUCGAUAGGCCGGUCGAUGCCCAUAAUCUUAUUGUCACUAGGGAUGCACUUUUGAUUGAAUUUAGAUUUUUGAAUAAAAUGCUUUAAAAAUCAUUAUAGCCAAUGAAUUUGUCUUGCAUACCAUA